CCUCCGGCUGAGAGCGCCGCUGCACUCGCGGCCGGCGAUGCGGGGCCCCGGCGCGGCCGCGUCGCGCUUGCGGGUGGGCCUAUGCACCCUGGUGUUUACGCUGCUGGGAGCGCUGCCCGCGAUCACCGGGGCGCAGCCGUAUCACGGUGAGAAGGGCAUCUCGGUGCCGGACCACGGCUUCUGUCAGCUCAUCUCCAUCCCGCUGUGCACGGACAUCGCCUACAAUCAGACUAUCCUGCCCAACCUGCUGGGUCACACGAACCAAGAGGAUGCGGGCCUCGAGGUGCAUCAGUUCUACCCGCUGGUGAAGGUGCAGUGUUCUCCCGAGCUGCGUUUCUUCCUGUGCUCCAUGUACGCACCCGUGUGCACCGUUCUGGAUAAGGCCAUCCCGCCGUGCCGCUCUCUGUGUGAGCGUGCCCGCCAGGGCUGUGAAGCGCUCAUGAACAAGUUCGGCUUCCAGUGGCCGGAGCGGCUGCGUUGCGAGAACUUCCCGGUGCACGGCGCCGGCGAGAUCUGCGUGGGCCAGAACACGUCCGACGGCUCCGGGGGCCCAGGCGGCGGCCCUACGGCUUACCCCACUGCGCCCUACAUGCCCGACCUGCCCUUCACCGCGGUACCCCCGGGGGCCGCUGACGGCAGGGUCCGUUCCGCCUUUCCCUUCUCGUGCCCGCGCCAGCUCAAGGUGCCCCCUUACCUGGGCUAUCGCUUCUUGGGCGAGCGCGACUGCGGCGCCCCGUGCGAGCCGGGCCGCGCCAACGGCCUCAUGUACUUUAAGGAAGAGGAGAGGCGCUUCGCCCGCCUCUGGGUGGGUGUGUGGUCCGUGCUGUGCUGCGCUUCCACGCUCUUCACCGUUCUCACCUACCUAGUGGACAUGAGGCGCUUCAGUUACCCCGAGCGGCCCAUCAUUUUCCUGUCGGGCUGCUACUUCAUGGUGGCCGUGGCGCACGUGGCCGGCUUCCUGCUGGAGGACCGCGCCGUGUGCGUGGAGCGCUUCUCCGACGACGGCUACCGCACGGUGGCGCAGGGCACCAAGAAGGAGGGCUGCACCAUCCUCUUCAUGGUACUGUACUUCUUCGGCAUGGCUAGUUCCAUCUGGUGGGUCAUCCUGUCGCUCACUUGGUUUCUGGCGGCCGGCAUGAAGUGGGGCCACGAGGCCAUCGAGGCCAACUCGCAGUACUUCCACCUGGCCGCAUGGGCGGUGCCCGCCGUCAAGACCAUCACCAUCCUAGCCAUGGGCCAGGUGGACGGGGACCUCCUCAGUGGAGUGUGCUACGUGGGCCUGUCCAGCGUGGAUGCGCUGCGGGGCUUCGUGCUGGCGCCCCUGUUCGUCUACCUCUUCAUCGGCACGUCCUUCCUGCUGGCUGGCUUCGUGUCGCUCUCCCGCAUCCGCACCAUCAUGAAGCACGACGGCACCAAGACGGAGAAGCUGGAGAAGCUCAUGGUGCGCAUCGGCGUCUUCAGCGUGCUCUACACCGUGCCCGCCACCAUCGUUCUGGCUUGCUACUUCUACGAGCAGGCCUUCCGUGAACACUGGGAGCGCACCUGGCUCCUGCAGACGUGCAAGAGCUACGCCGUGCCCUGCCCUCCCGGCCAUUUCCCGCCCAUGAGCCCAGACUUCACAGUCUUCAUGAUCAAGUACCUGAUGACCAUGAUCGUGGGCAUCACCACUGGCUUCUGGAUCUGGUCCGGAAAGACCCUACAGUCCUGGCGCCGCUUCUACCACAGACUUAGCCAUAGCAGCAAAGGGGAGACUGCGGUAUGAGCCCCGGCCACUUCCUCACCCUCCCUUCUCCCA
This is a messenger RNA of Pteropus alecto (black flying fox), 1795 nucleotides long. RefSeq names its product frizzled class receptor 7 (gene FZD7). Bases 38 to 1762 code for a protein of 574 amino acids. Gene Ontology annotation, cellular component: plasma membrane. Gene Ontology annotation, molecular function: Wnt receptor activity; Wnt-protein binding. The record is from RefSeq and is a predicted model, not a curated record. Gene Ontology annotation, biological process: canonical Wnt signaling pathway; non-canonical Wnt signaling pathway. The transcript has a single exon. NCBI's taxonomy places the organism in Eukaryota, Metazoa, Chordata, Mammalia, Chiroptera, Pteropodidae.